CUAAUAUAGAUUACCUGCGGAAAGCAGCAGAGAAAGCUGGUGAGGCUGCUGUUCUAGUGCACAGACAAGUGUUUAAGAAUCUUAUCGAUGCACAGUGGAUAACGAACCAACGAACGAGCUUCCGCCAAGCUCAUUACGUCCACAUUUUACCCAAUCGCCAUCUUAGACGAUGUCCAGCAAGCACUCGCGUCACACUCCUUCACCAGCUCCCAGUUCCAAGCUUCCAAAGUUUUUGCAGAAGUCCCGGGACAGAUCCAAAUCCGUCAAUGAAGGCGUGCUUAGCUCGCCUGAGCUUCCUUCUACUCCCUCUCCAUCAUCUUCUGCCAGACCCUCCCGAAAAAACACUAGGAUCCCAGAGGAGUUCGGCGAGGAAACACCAGUCAUCGUAGAACCCGUCUCAAUUCCGUCCCCACGUCAACGCAAUCGCCCUGACCGCCCACCGAGCUUAGAAACCUCCCACAGCACUUCCCCCUCCGCUCGCAUGGGCGACCUACCAACCCGUCUUUCCGGCUGGUUUUCGCAUACUUUUUCCACUUCCUCAACAGAUCUCUCCCUUCCCACCAUCCUUGCACAGUCCAAUACUGUUUCCACGGGUUCGACUUCGUCUCCGAGAGCCAGAAUGACCGGGGCUUCUGCCUUGCUUACUGCGGCAAAGCAUGGUAAAGGUCAUCUCGACAAGGCGAUGCGGUAUUUACUCGACAGUGAUGCAACGCCUGACAAAUGCACCGAUGUUAUCUGGAUCUUAGGUGUGCAGCAUCCUGGGUAUGAGCCACCCCUGGUGCAAUCGCAGCCUCCUCCAUCUUCGUUCACCAGUGGUACCUUGGGACGCAGGGGUUCGGUCGCGUCGACGACUGCUUCGGAUCAGUCGCACGGACACAAACGUUCGCGUUCGCGUGGUCAGCACGCACAUUCUUCGUCAAUCACGCAUUCCGGCUCGCAAUUCCUAUCUCAAUCUCAGCCUCCGUCAUCCUCGCCUUCCCAAUCACUCUCUUCCUCCGUCUCUUCUGCUACAGCAACACCGUCUGCAUCCGUGUAUAAUCCUGCCUUAUCCACAUCCUCCACCCAGAGCGCUACCUCCAAGGAUCUGAAACCCGGGGCCAAUUGGCCCCCGGAUUUUUAUGCAGAUUUCACUUCACGGAUAUGGCUGACAUAUCGGUCGCAUUUUCCUCCCAUACGCGAUAGUAACUUGCAAGAGCUUACUCCGCCUGCAUGCGAGCCCAUCAUGGCCCCGGCAAUAAUUCCUACUCCCGCUUCCCCUUCGACACUUUCCACUACAUCCAAUGUCUCCCGGCAUACUUCCUCGCGUUAUACUGACUCUUAUAAAUCCGAUUCAUCUCUCAGCACUAGUCUCAGCAACAAUAGCCACACCAAGGGACCGUCGAGUCCUACGUCCACCAUGACAAAUCGAAGCAAAUGGAACUGGACUGUAGGAGGACUAGGUGGAGAGAAAGGGUGGACGAGUGAUUCCGGGUGGGGGUGUAUGUUACGAACCGGUCAAAGUUUGCUGGCGAAUUCAUUGCUGUUCAUGCAUUUAGGCAGGGACUGGAGGAUCCCUCCGUCUCCGGAAAUGACAAGAGAAUAUGCUAUGUAUGUGCAGAUCGUCACUUGGUUCUUAGACACACCUUCGGAGUUGGCACCAUUUAGUGUUCACCGGAUGGCGUUGGCGGGAAAGGAUUUAGGCAAGGAUGUGGGGAUGUGGUUCGGGCCGAGUACAGCUGCAGGGGCUAUCAGGUCUCUUGUUCAUGCAUAUUCAGAUGCAGGAUUGGGUGUGGCUGUUGCCACGGACGGAUUGUUGACGCAGACAGAUGUCUAUGCGGCUUCUCAUGGUACCGCCUCAACUUCUUAUCCACGACGAGGAAAAGGUGCCGCUCACACGUCUUGGGGUGAUAGGCCGGUGUUAGUACUUUUCGGAAUUAGGCUUGGCUUGGAUGGUGUGAACCCGAUAUACUAUGACACGAUCAAGAUGCUUUACACCUUCCCUCAAUCGGUGGGAAUUGCCGGUGGAAGACCGAGUUCGUCAUAUUACUUUGUCGGCUCACAGACAGACAAUUUGUUCUACCUCGAUCCUCACCAUGCCAGACCUGCUGUUCCCUUGCGUCCGCCUCCGACUGUUGCUCUCACAGGUCCAAGUUCUGCGUUUUCUGCUGUCCAUGUCUCUCGGCCUAGCGGCUCCUCUUCAGGUUAUGGUACCACUGAAGAUGCUGGGGACGAACGCGAGGUGGACAAGGAAAAGAUCAAGAAGGUUUCAACAAAGAAGUCACAUAAACACUCGACGCGAUCAUCUAGUGGUGGUAGUUCUGGGAGUAGUGGUGGAAGUUAUCAAGGGCUGCAAGCAAUGUCUGGAUCGCCUUCAUCUACUCGUACUGGCUCAUCUUUCCAUACUCCAUUGGCGCCUUCGCCGUUGCAGCAGCAGUAUUCUCGCUCUCCUCCAGUUGCAGGGAAUAAUGGUGCAAGUCCUCCUCAUGCAGGUUCUACCUCGUCCUCAUCUCAAUCAAGAACAGAGUCUCCGGCUUCCGGUAACAGUGGAGACAUGGACUACAGCGAACUGAUGGGACCAAGUGCGCCUGAACAUGAUUUGACUCCAUUGGAAGAACAUUAUGCUACAGCGUAUAGCGCCGCCGAGUUGAAAACCUUCCAUUGUGAUCGGGUGCGCAAGAUGCCGUUGAGCGGAUUGGAUCCUAGUAUGCUUAUUGGCUUCCUAUGUCGGGAUGAGAAGGAUUGGGUCGAUUUUCGGAGACGAGUGGUGCAGCUCCCUAAAACAAUAUUUUCUAUUCAGGAUGAGGCUCCUUCAUGGGCUGCUGACUCGGCUGACAACAUGGGUUUAGAGUCUAUGUCAGAUCCUGACGAGGUCGACACCAUGGAGUUGGAGGAUGAAGAUGAACCUAGUUUGGAUGUCAGUAUCCAGUCUCGGUCCAGAUCAGCUUCGUUGUCGUUAUCGAGUGUUAGUCAACACGGGUCCGCAGGCGGUGCGAGAAGUGAUAGGAGUAAAAGUGAAGAAAUAGAUACGGAAGAGGAUCCCGUUGAUCCUAUCACUCCGGGACCGUCAGCUACACGCUUUGAUUCUUCUGUCGUACAUGUCCCUCUACCCGGUGAUGGCCACGAGAAGGAGACCAACUUUGAUGAAGCAAGUGAUGACAUUGAGGAUGACUGGGUGGAACCGUCUAUUCCAUCAACUCCCGUACACUCUUCUCAUGGCGCUCAAUCAUCGACGGAUGAUUCCGCGGGCGCGGUCAUUGCUCCUGCGAUGAAGAAGACAAGGUCCACGAGCAGCGGUGCGUCCAAGAAGAAGAAGCCAAAGAAGCAAAUCCCAGUCCCUGUACCCAAGGUCAAAUUGCCAUCUACCCGGGAGUCGUUCCCGUUCCCUGUUGCUACGGAGGACGUGUCGGCAGAGGGACCUAUUUCGGUUUCGUACUCUUCUUCCUCGUCGAUGUCGGGUGCUGGUGAUGAUUCUGUGGGAGUGGGUGCUUUAAUAAGAGAGAAACGGAUGAAUAACGCACGAGCACGAGAUGGAGGACGAACGCAGAGCGGUGGAGUCAAAGGGGUUUUGACUGAUGAUUGGAUAGAUGGACAUUGAAACGGUAGGAAGAUAGAAAGGCACUCCUGGAGCAGGAGGAAGUUUAUGUUUGGGAUAUGGAACUUAUGGAAGGAAAGGUAUAGGAAGUGUCUCUCGGAGCAGUGAGUACACGAACGGGUGGUCAUUUUUUGCAUGCGCUGCAAUCGUGCUUUGGAUGAUUGAUAAAUUUUUUCUUUAACUCAAGUAUGUCUAUCUGUGACACAAGCAGGGCACAGAAGGUAGCUUUGUUUAU
Messenger RNA from Lentinula edodes (shiitake mushroom), 3806 nucleotides. RefSeq lists its product as uncharacterized. Gene Ontology annotation, molecular function: protein-phosphatidylethanolamide deconjugating activity. Lineage: Eukaryota; Fungi; Basidiomycota; Agaricomycetes; Agaricales; Omphalotaceae. Bases 170 to 3574 code for a protein of 1134 amino acids. The transcript has 6 exons. The record is from RefSeq and is a predicted model, not a curated record.